AUGAAAACGGAGCCAUCCAUCUGUGACGGUUGUAACCAGCAAACGGAAGAGGGAAAAGAUCUGCCCUGCAAACACUUCCUUUGCACCGCCUGUGUUGAUCCAGAAUUAAAAAAGGCCAAACCCCAAUGCACCAAAUGCAAGAAGGAAUUCACAAAAGAGCAGGCGGCACCACAUAGUCUCAUCUGUUUGGACAUUACUUGCGAGGGGGCCCCUGGCUGCAAAAAGAUGCACCUCACGGAUAUUGACUUGGGCGAGGGCAGCACGGAAGGUGCGAAGGCGAGCGCGAAGAGCUAG
Messenger RNA from Dibothriocephalus latus, 294 nucleotides. NCBI's taxonomy places the organism in Eukaryota, Metazoa, Platyhelminthes, Cestoda, Diphyllobothriidea, Diphyllobothriidae. The record is from the annotation of a GenBank genome assembly.